Messenger RNA from Galleria mellonella (greater wax moth), 2040 nucleotides. Its product is annotated as retinol dehydrogenase 11-like. The transcript has a single exon. The record is from RefSeq and is a predicted model, not a curated record. Bases 9 to 932 code for a protein of 307 amino acids. Lineage: Eukaryota; Metazoa; Arthropoda; Insecta; Lepidoptera; Pyralidae.
UGGUUACAAUGUCGUUAUUAAAUGUGUUCAACAAAUGUGAAACUAACGUCCAGUCGGAUGGGAAAGUGGCCAUGAUUACUGGCGGUACAUCAGGACUGGGCCUCGAAGCGGCCAAAUAUUUAGCUAGCCGUGGUACCAAAGUAAUAAUAACAGGUCGAAGAAAAGAUAAAUUGGACAACGCAAUUGAAGUGAUCAGCAAAUUUUCUCGAAACAGCAAUGUAGUCGGCAGGCUGGUGGAUUAUGGUAAUUUAACAUCAGUACGAGAUUUGGCAACAGAAACCAUUGCAAUGGAGCCAAAAUUGGACAUAUUAAUCAACAAUGUUGGAGCUAUAGGCGUAGAAGAUAAAUUAACACCGGACAAUCUUAACGCGAUGAUGCAAGUGAACUAUUUUGGUGCAUUCUUAUUAACUUAUCUUUUAUUUCCUCUUCUAAAAUUAUCAGCUCCCAGUAGAGUAAUCAAUGUAUCAUCUCUAGCUUCAAUAUUAGGACACGUAAAUCCAGAUUAUAUGAACAAUGUGAAUGUAUAUUCAAAUUUUGGACUGUACUCAAACGCGAAAUUAGCUAAUAUCCUUUUUGCUGUAGAAAUGAGCAAAAGAACAGAAGGAAGUGGAGUGAGUGUUUACAGUUUAGACCCAGGUUUGAUAAAAACGGACUUCUUCAGAUACCUAGAUAAUGUAAUAUUAAAAAAGUUCCUGAACUCCCUUUUGCAUAUAUUUGGCCAAACGAUCUCGGAAGCUGCAAAAGCUCCUGUCUAUUUAGCAUUAGAUCCAAACGUAAAAAAUUAUAGUGGUAAAAAUUUUAGAUCUUGUUCUGAAUUCGGUACUGAGUGGUAUGCAAGAGAUCAAGCGUUGAACCGAAAAUUAUGGGAAAAAUCUAAGGAACUUUUAAAAAUAUCUCCCGAUGAAGAAUGGGACGGUCCUAAAGAAACAUAAGCAAUACAAGUAAGCAAUGUAAAUGCAUAAAUUUAUAAUAGUCAUUGCAUCCUAUCAAAUUUCUAAUUUAUUUAUUUAUAUUUGUCAUUUAAUGAAUUAUUUAAUUAUUUAUUUAAUCAACUAAGUGUGCUUUACAAUUUCCCAAUAUACUUACCUAGGAGAGUAUAGGUACUAGAAUAAAUAUUGCAAUAAAGAUAAAAUGCAAACAAUAAAUAAUAAAUGAGCAUGAAGCAAUAUUUUUUACUAGUUUGAUGUAAAUAAAUAAAUAAUUAUAUUAUUUAACUACCUUAAGUUAUUUAUUGUUUAAAAAAUCCAUUCAAUAGUCCUAAUUAUUUUUAAGACAUUUGUUUUUUACAUAAAAGAAGAAAAUGUACAAUAUUGUUUUAUUAUCAGGCUUUUCAAAUUAAAGGCACUUUAUUUCUUUCAAUCUAAAUUAUGUACUCGUAAGGAAGAUCAUAUAUUUCAGAGUUAGUUUACUAACUAGUUUAAACCAGUAUUUUUACAUGACCACUAUUGUGAACAGCCGUAACUACUUAAAAAAUAUCUUCGGUUAUCCCCUAAGAGAUUUUUGAGAUGAAGUGAGAAUUUUUUUAUACUACUGAGGUGGCAAAUAAGCAUACGGCCCACCUGAUGGUAAGUGGUUACUGUAGCCUAUGAACACCUACAAUACCAGGUGUAGAUGCUGCUGUAGGAAUAACAGUAUAUUCUGUCACUAGCUGUUUCCCGCGGCGCUGCCCGCUUGAAUCAGUAUAUAAAAUAUACUAUAAGUUAAAAUAUGAUGUUCUCAUAUAACCUAUCUUCAUAAAAUUUAAGCCAAUUCAACUGAUCGGUUAUUUUAUAGCAUUUUAUAUGUGAUUCUUUAUAUUGAUAUAAUUUUUUUUAUUUAUGAACCGAUUGGAAUUAAACAAACACUAAAUGUUAAGCGGAGCAAACCGCAACGCAUGAGUGAAAACCGCAUUCAAAUCGGUUAAGCCGUUUCUGAGAUUACAGACAAACAGACAAAUUUCUAAAAAUCAUUGUUUUGGGUCCUAUUGCGUUCAUAAAGCCUAAUAUAAAAAAAUAUAGUUUUUUUUUCAUAUCUUCCAUGUACAGAUAGCGACCAGUUACA